AUGGCGCUCAUCAUCAAGAGCGCAAUCAUCGCUGUUUUCUUGGUUGCGGGACUCAUAUCUUCCACAUCCACUUGUUGCGUUGGUGCAAUCGGCACGGAGUCAUAUCAUCCACGUCCAUUUGUUGUUCCGUGCUUCCACGCCGGAACCUCGCAGUACCCCUGUAAUGUGGAUGGGUGCCGCAGGUUAUGCGAGCACGAACACCUCAAGAGCGAUAAGGCCUACUGUAAAAGUGUUGGGCCUCCAGGGGAGUGCUGCUGCCCCCAACAUUGA
Miscanthus lutarioriparius is the source of this 270-nucleotide messenger RNA. The record is from the annotation of a GenBank genome assembly. NCBI's taxonomy places the organism in Eukaryota, Viridiplantae, Streptophyta, Magnoliopsida, Poales, Poaceae.